UAGGGGAGAGCUUCGGUUUGGGUUUGUCAAUGAUCUUACUUAUUCGGAGUCCAAUGUAUCUUCUGAUUCCACAGCGAGAACCACAGGGGUGUUAGCUCGGCCACUAACCUUGCGAUUCCGUUCCUCAAAUGGCUUGUCCCUGAGCAACGGUCUGAAGAACAAUUAGGGGACUCAUUUGGUCUCACCCAGGGAAACUGGUGGCAAUUGGUGACUUUAACCAGUUAGAAUUCAAUGACCAAAAACUAGGAGGAAAUCCUGUUAUCCUAGGAGCUCACUCCUUCUCAAAAUGGCGAGUUGAAUGUGGAUUAUCAGAUAUUCCCUACUACGGGGCUGCCUUCACUUGGUCGAAUAAUAGGCAAGGGGAGGGGAUUAUUUAUGAAAGGCUAGACAGAUGCUACGGUUCGAGUGAAUGGAGAGAUGUGUUUCCAGAUGCUGUUGUUUGGAAUCUCCCCAUUCCUAUUUCAGACCACAACCCCACUAUACUGGACUGCACACCUAAACCAGUGAACAAAAAAAUGGCCUUAUAAAAUAGAGGCUUGGUGCUUAUCGAUGACAGAAAUCUCAAAUAUAGGAAUUUUGGGCCUCACAUGAUCAGGGGUCUGCAAUGUUCAAAUUACAAAGAAAGCUUCGUGUGGCUACGAGAGAAUGCAAGAUUUGGUGUCUUAAUUUCAAACGGGAAAACAUGCUAGAUUGGAGAAGUUUAAAUGACCAGUUAGCUCCACCUCAACAAUGCUUAGCAUCGGUUACUGAUGCAAUGGAAGAUCACAAGCUCCGAUCCACCGUACUUUCGGAUGCUCAAUAAAAGCAUGCCUACUGGAAACAACGGGCACGAUCAAAAUGGGAUUCCCUUCGUGAUCAGUUUACCUCCUUUUUCUUUCGUUGUGCUUCUGCAAGGAAGGGGAAGAAUGAAGUAAAGGCUAUAAAUAACUCAGUAGGGACGUGGUUGACUGAUCCUUCUGAAAUCAAGACGGAGUUUUAUCAGUUUUACUAAACCCUAUUAUCACCAGCUCAUGAAGCAAUCAGAGACCCCCAUAUUUGGGAUUCGUGACUUGGAGAUGCGCCAAAUUUAACUAACGCUCACAUUUGUCUUUUGUCUAAAUAUUUUUGUGUGCAGGAAGUCCGAGAUGCGGUGUUUAGUCUAAAAGGAGACAAAUCUCCUGGACCCGAUGGGGUACCCCCUCUUUUCUUUCAGAAGCAGUGGGAAACUAUAUCAUUUGAGGUCGAGAAUGCAGUUCUUAGUUUCUUGAAUGGGGGGGUAUAUGCUACGGGAAAUGAAUGAGACCUUCAUCACCCUCAUCCCCAAAACUCUAAGACCAUAAUCAGUUUUGGAGUUCCACCCAAUAAGUCUUUGCAACACUUCCUACGAAGUUAUUUCUAAAUGCCUUGUGCGAAGGCUCAAAAGUUUCAUGAAGGACAUAAAUGGUGACUUCCAGAAUGCUUUCAUCCCGGGACGUCUCCUAUCUGAUAAUUGCUUGCUAGCACACGAGAUGAUGAAUGCACUACACAAGUCGAAGAAACAGAGAAAAAUGGAAGCAGUAUUCAAAGGUUAUCUAAGCCUAUGAUAGAGUGAGUAGGAUCUUCUUGGAAAAGUUGUUGCGUGCUAUGGCUUUCCCGGAGACUUGGAUCAACUGGAUCAUGUAAUGUGUCUCCUCAGUUACAUACACCAUCCUAGUCAAUGGGGAACCUUCUCAAAAAAUUAUUCCAAAAGUUAGCGUAAGGCAAGGUGAUCCCUUAUCACCCUACCUUUUCAUUUUAUGCAUUGAGCUACUGUCAAGAAGGUUGUGCAGAUUUCAGGCAGAGGGGAGAAUCGAAGGCUUAAAGGUCUCUAGGCGUUCCUCGAUGAUAAGUCACUUAUUUUUUGCGGAUGAUGCACUUUUUUUCCCCACUGCAACCAUCAAGAAUUUUGGGGAAAUGAAGGAAAUAAUGGCUGAAUUUUGUGCUAUUUUGGGUGAGAUGAUCAACUUAUAGACAUAAUUCUCCAAAAAUAUGCAUCAUAGGUUCAAACGUGUAUUACGAAGCAUCAUUGGAGUUCAUGAUCAACCUAAACUGGGCACCUAUUUGGGCUGUCCUAUAGAGGUUGACGGUCGGUCGAAGGAAGCUUUCAGUCCAUUGGUGGAAAAAAUCAGUCAGAAACUUUCAUCCUGGAAAUUUGUUAAAUUGGCACAAGCAGGGAAACUUAUACUUCUCAAUAGUAUAAUUGUAGUCAUGGCCUCUCACAUUACGGCAUUGUGUCUCAUCCCGAAGAGUGUUUUGAAGAAAAUUAAUUCCCUUAUGCUCAAGUUUUGGUGGUCGUCCUCCAUGGACAAAAGGCCCAUUUAUUAGAGGAAACAAAGCCUACUGCAGUGUCAUAAGACAGAGGGUGGGUUAGGCCUACGCAAUCUCACUUCUCUCAACCAUGCCCUUAUUUUUCAGACAGGCUUGGCGCCUAAAAACAUACACCAAAUUGCUGUCUGCUCGAGUGUUCAAAGCCAAAUAUGGGGACGAUCGGUUCGACAAGGCAGUUAGUAAUGACAUUCCUACCAAAGUGUCUUGGGCGGCUAGGGGUAUUAUGAAAUCGGUGGCAACCAUGAACGCGGGCCUAAGGCGGUCGAUUGGCGAUGGCAAGACCACAAAAAUUACAGGGGAUCUCUGGGUGGGUGAUGCCUGCAUCAACUUCAAAAACAACAUCACAGAAGCAACUAUCAAACCAACAUGGGUGGCAGAGCUUAUUACUCCGGCAAGGGAGUGGGAUCAAAGGAGAGUUUGGGGUUUGUUUGAUUCGACCACAGCAAGACAUAUUCUAGCAACACAUAUUCAAGAAGAUGAAUUCCUAGAUGAAUGGGAUUGGGGUCUUUCGGGAAUGGGAACCUACUCUACUAACUCUGGCUAUUGGUGCGCUCAAGGUACUACAACCCUCCCUUCUCCUCUUUCUUCUUUCUGGUCUAGUUGGUGGAAGAGGAAAAUAUUUCCUAAGUGGAAACUAUUUGUUUGGAAAAUUAUUAAUAAUGCUCUGCCAAUGCAUGAUUGUUUGGUUAAAAGGGGAAUCAUAACCCUCAACGUCUGGUCAUUUUGUGGAUCGAGUGGGGAAUCCACAACACAUUUAUUUUUGGAGUGUGAGGUGGUCAAAAGAGUCUUGAGCUCUGGUAGUUUGGGCAUAAGAACAGAGGGAAACCAGGGGAUUGGUAUUGCGGUCUGGCUCAAGAACAUGCUUUCCUACAUUAUGCGUGAAGACAAACAGGAGGAAGAGCGAGUAGUGGAAUUGAUAGCCACGUUAUGGAGUGUUUGGCUCCAUAGGAAUGAGUGUUGCUUUCGUGCUACGCAAUGUAUUCCUACCUCUAUUACGAAGCUAGCUAGAAUAUGGAAGCAAAGAUGGGUUAAGGCGUUUUCCAUGCAUGGAGGGCUGCCAUCCUUGUUAGGCGAGCAGAUCACUCCCUGUGUGGAACAAGCGUGGAUUGUGGGAGAGUGCAGCGAUGAGGACCCGGUGGUUAUCAUCACCGAUGGGGCAUGGAAGAAAAUAAAGGGAAGGGAAGCUCGGGAUUGGGAUGCGGCAAUAGGCUGGGUUAUCUUAUACAAGGGAGACACUCUCGUGCAAGGUGCUUCAAAAGUCUUCGCAUCAUCCCCAGCGCAAGCAGAAGCUUUGGCGAUUCUUACGGCAUUUAAAAACAUUCUUAGCUUGGCUAGGAACAUUAUAGUGUGGACGGACUCCAUCCAAAUCGUUCACGCUCUUCAUGAUGAAGCUUCCUCACCGAUGGAGUGCAAACCGGUUAUUAGGGAUAUCAAGAAACAGACUUUAUCCUUUGUUUACUGCAAAAUUGUUAAAGUUAAGAAACUUUUUGUUCUAAGGGCUCACAACCUAGCUGUUACUGUUAGGAAAGUGCCUUAGUUUGCUUUGUUCUUGUUUUGAGCUAUCAAAAAAAAACUAUUUUUAGUGCACAACAAUAAAUGUCGCAUCGUCCGUGUCUCUUCCCA
Molecule: messenger RNA, 3948 nt
Organism: Spinacia oleracea (spinach)
Lineage: Eukaryota; Viridiplantae; Streptophyta; Magnoliopsida; Caryophyllales; Amaranthaceae
Exons: 2
Coding region: 2396-3862 (488 amino acids)
Molecular function (GO): RNA-DNA hybrid ribonuclease activity; nucleic acid binding
Source: RefSeq, a predicted model, not a curated record